CAUAAUAUAUAAUAUAUAUAUUAUAUUUUAUUAUUGUACGGUCAUACAUACAAUGUAGGUAGUUCCUAUAUCCAAACGUGCUUAUCGAAAACAAACAGAAAUUUUAAACGGCGGGCGGCAUGGCUAUCUGAAUAAUAUAGGCACUACCGGCGUUUUAUUCGUCGUCGUAUAGUCACGCGUUUAGGCCGCAGUUCACGUUUAGUAGUCGAGUACCGCUGAAACGACGCCGAGUGACAAAGUAACAAAAAAAAAAAAAUUGUAAAUUUACUGCGAACAUGUUGAAAAUUGGAUUUUUUGGUGCCGGCAAAAUGGCCCAGGCGUUGGCCAAAGGUUUCUUGACGGCCGGUCUCGUCAAAGGAGAAAACAUCACGGCCAGCUGCGCACCACAAGAUACGCAGUGCGUGAAAGCUUUCGAGGGAUUCGGAUCGACGGUGACUUUUGACAACCGGUCGGUGGUCGACAACGCGGACGUCCUACUGCUGGCCGUCAAACCGUCCGUGGUCAAGACGGUACUGGACCAGAUCCGUCCGAAUUUCACGUCCAGCAAACACCUGCUGCUGUCCGUCGCCAUGGGCGUCACCGUAAAUCAGUUGGAAGAGCUUUUACCGGAAGGCUCAAGGGUAAUGCGAGUGAUGCCCAACACGCCUGCAUUGGUUCAGUGCGGCGCUUCCGUGUAUGUGCCAGGCAAACGGGCGACGGACGAAGACGAGAAGCUGACGGCGAAACUUUUGUCGUCCGUGGGCACAGCGGAGCGCGUGCAAGAGUAUUUGAUGGAUCCGAUCACUGCGCUCAGCGGUUCCGGUCCGGCAUACGUAUACGUCAUUAUCGAAGCUCUGGCCGACGGUGCCGUUCGCAUGGGCAUGCCUAGAGACAUGGCCUAUAGGUUAGCGUCGCAGACAGUCCUGGGCGCGGGGACCAUGGUUCGAGAUACACAAGAACAUCCGGGAAAACUUAAGGAUGACGUUACCUCACCAGCGGGUUCUACGGCGGCCGGUCUCUGUGCUCUGGAAAAUGGCGGUCUAAGGUAUACGAUCAUCGACGCUUUGGAAAAAGCUACGGAAAAAUGUAAGGAAACAUCAAAGGCGCUUUAAACGAUUUGUUGGUCGAUUUGACCAUGAUGGUGAAUAUUUAUAUUCGCUGUAAUAUAUAGACUAAUUGACAGGUUUUUUUUUUUAAAUGAUUUAACUGUUUAAAUUUGUAUCAUACAUGUUUUAUAUUUUGUUAUUAAUUUUAUUUAUUUUUUAUAAUUGUGUUCAAAGUACAUUUGUACUUAUACCUAUAAUGUUUAUUGUUUAUUGUAUAUUUUCUUGAUUAAGUAAAUUACCUAAUUAAAUAGUUCAAGGUUCAUCAAGAUUUAUUUUACAAAAACUUCAGAGAUAUAUUAAGUUUUAAGUAUUUCUCACCCGUCCCAUUAUUUGUUAUUUGCAUAAGAUUUAUUUUAUCAACACAGUCUAUACAGAAAGUUAUUAUGAUCAAUUUAUGUUAUAUCUAUUUAUUUUCUGUAACCAAAUUAUAUCUGCCAUUCCUUUAUCGGGCGGUUUUUAUAGGUUGUUAGCACUAUCCUGUAUUUAUGCAAAACCGGGAAGGUUGCUUCCGCACAGUGCUUAUACUCUGAGAUAUUAUCUUAUCGUCAAUAAAUUAUCAUAAAUCUAUUUAUUGUUUAAUGUUUAUUUGUUACUAAAUUUAUAUGACUAUAUAAUAUA
This is a messenger RNA of Rhopalosiphum padi (bird cherry-oat aphid), 1703 nucleotides long. RefSeq lists its product as uncharacterized. The record is from RefSeq and is a predicted model, not a curated record. Bases 276 to 1091 code for a protein of 271 amino acids. Gene Ontology annotation, molecular function: pyrroline-5-carboxylate reductase activity. NCBI's taxonomy places the organism in Eukaryota, Metazoa, Arthropoda, Insecta, Hemiptera, Aphididae. The transcript has 7 exons. Gene Ontology annotation, biological process: L-proline biosynthetic process.